Hirsutella rhossiliensis is the source of this 522-nucleotide messenger RNA. RefSeq names its product RNase H domain-containing protein. Gene Ontology annotation, molecular function: RNA-DNA hybrid ribonuclease activity; nucleic acid binding. NCBI's taxonomy places the organism in Eukaryota, Fungi, Ascomycota, Sordariomycetes, Hypocreales, Ophiocordycipitaceae. The record is from RefSeq and is a predicted model, not a curated record. The transcript has 3 exons. Gene Ontology annotation, biological process: DNA replication, removal of RNA primer. Bases 1 to 522 code for a protein of 173 amino acids.
AUGGAGCUGUUUCGCGGCAGGGUUCGUUUCAUGAAUAUCGUCAGGUGCACCUACCCCAACGACAAGUCCAUGCUUCUCAUCAUGACCGACGGAGCAUGCCUUAACAACGGCCAAUCCAAUCCGAAGGCAGGUUGGGCAUUUGUACAGGGGCUUCAUAUUGAGGGCCAACCGCUCGUGGUCUCAGGUCGUCUGGAAAAGCAGGGCCCUUGGGGUGAUGACGGCAUCCAAAGCAGCAACCGGGCUGAGCUGCGAGCUGUCAUCGCCGCCCUGCGUUUCCGACACUGGCCGGGCGAGGGCUUCAGUACAGUCAUCAUCGCCACCGACUCUGAGUACGUCGUGGAGGGCUCGACACAGUGGGCGAAGGCUUGGGUGCAGAACAAUUGGAGGACGAAAGGUAAGAAGGGGGCGGCGGCAACGUCAGAACAAGGACUUGUGGAGAUGCUCUUGGGGAGUGUGCGAAAAAUGCUGCCGCCAGAAGAAACGCCUGUCGAGUGGAAGGAUUGCCUGGGCCUCGCAAUAUGA